This is a messenger RNA of Trachemys scripta elegans, 4811 nucleotides long. RefSeq names its product corin, serine peptidase (gene CORIN). The transcript is spliced from 23 exons. Gene Ontology annotation, molecular function: serine-type endopeptidase activity; protein binding. Gene Ontology annotation, biological process: peptide hormone processing; regulation of blood pressure; acrosome reaction. The record is from RefSeq and is a predicted model, not a curated record. The coding region runs from base 158 to 3667 and encodes 1169 amino acids. Gene Ontology annotation, cellular component: plasma membrane. NCBI's taxonomy places the organism in Eukaryota, Metazoa, Chordata, Testudines, Emydidae.
GAGAGGGUAGCGGGGGGAGCAGACAAAAUGCGGAGCCCCCUCCCCCCGAGCUCAGCCUGUGUGUUUGGGAGGGAGGCAGACAGUCGUGGCACGUCCGUGUGAGAUGUAGAAAGAAGUGGGGGGAGGAAGGUGGAGAAGACUGAGCAGCAGCCAGAGCAUGUUCUCGAUGCAACAGUUCCCUGCCCUGCCUCCGGAAGAAGAGCGUUACCGCCAGGUCCUCGCCACUGACCGGGUCUUAGGAACAGAUGAAGAUAAUAUGGGGGAUGGUUGCUCUCAGAAGCUGGCUUCUGCCAAAUACCUUCGACUUUUGCUACUAAUACUGAUUCCAUGCAUCUGUGCUCUCAUCCUCCUAUUGGUGUUCCUGCUUACCUUUGUAGGUAUAUUAGAAAAAACAUGUUUUUAUUCAAAUGGGAGUGACCUUCUAGCUGCUGGUGGCAACAUUCGAACAUCUGACAUUCCUUUUCCAAAUGUUGUUGAAAAUGGUUCGGAUGUGGUUCCCACAGUGGAUCUCAAAGUGCUGCCAUCAUCCUGGACCCAAAGCCCUUUAUCCCAUGUUGACCAAAUGCAUGAAAACUUAAGCAUGUUUAGGCAGGCCUUACAGGAAGAUUCCUCGGCUCCUAUUACACCAGUCCCACCAUUCAACCCCACUGCUACAGAUGUUGGUAUUUUGACCAGAGCCCCUGAAGACCAUACGUGGUCAUUUGCCACUACAGAGGAGAAAACUCGUUGGUCCACAGACACAUCCAUCAAGAUCACAGACAGGAUAUCCUCUCUACCUACGUUAAGUUCUAUCCAUCCAGCUGCUGUACAAGAAAUGAAUCUGAAAAAAAGUGCCUGCAUAAAUAUCACGUACAGCCAGUGCCAAAUGCUGCCAUAUAACCACACCACUCUAACAUCAGUUCUUUCCAUUGUCAAAAGCAUUGAAAUGGAAAAGUUCCUCAAGUUCUUCAGUUAUCUCAACCGCCUCAGCUGUUAUCAACACAUCAUGCUGUUCGGCUGUAGCCUUGCUCUUCCUGAGUGCAUCAGUGAUGGUGAUGACAGUCGAGGCCUCCUGCCCUGUAGAUCAUUUUGUGAGGCAGCAAAGGAAGGUUGUGAACCAGUUCUGGGGAUGGUGAAUUCUUCGUGGCCUGAGUUCCUCAGAUGCUCCCAGUUCCAAAACAGAACUGAAAAUGACAACACCACGAGGGUCUGUUUCUCGCCAUGGCAAGAGAGAGGAAAACAACUGCUGUGCGGAGGAGAUGAGAGCUUCUUAUGUGCCAGUGGAAUCUGCAUCCCCGGGAAACUACAAUGUAAUGGUUACAAUGACUGUGAUGACUGGAGCGAUGAGGCACAUUGCAACUGCAGUGAUGAUGUGUUCCGUUGUACUACUGGGAAAUGCCUCAAUUACACCUUUGUUUGUGAUGGAUAUGAUGAUUGUGGAGACCUGAGUGAUGAACAAAACUGUGAUUGCAAUCCAUUGAAGCAACAUCGAUGUGGAGAUGGAAGAUGUAUAACGGUAGACUGGGUAUGUGAUGGUGACCAUGAUUGUAUAGACAAGUCAGAUGAAGUCAAUUGCUCAUGUUACAGUCAGGGUCUGGUGGAGUGCAGAAAUGGACAGUGCAUUCCCAGUGCUUUCCAGUGUGAUGGGGAUAAUGACUGUAAAGAUGGAAGUGAUGAAGAUAAUUGCAGUGAAAAUAAGGGUCAAACACCAUGUCAGGAAGGGGACCAGAGAUGUAUUGAUGCUUCCUGCCCUGAUUCUUGUGGCACCUCUUCUUUCUGUGACAUAAACAAUAGCCAGACAAACUGUAGUCAGUGUGAACCAAUUACUCUGGAACUCUGCAUGAACCUGCCUUACAACUAUACUAACUACCCAAACUACUUGGGCCAUAGGACUCAGAAGGAAGCCUCUAUCAGCUGGGAAUCUUCCCUUUUUCCAGCCUUGGUUCAGACUAACUGCUACAAGUACCUUAUGUUUUUUGCCUGUACAAUCUUGGUGCCAAAAUGUGACCCUCAAACGAAUCAGCGUAUCCCACCCUGCAGGACGCUGUGUGAGCAUUCCAAAGAACGAUGUGAAUCUGUGCUUGGAAUUGUGGGCCUGCAGUGGCCAGAAGACACAGACUGCACUCAGUUCCCAGAAGAAAACUCAGACAACCGAACCUGCCUAACACCUGAUGAGGAUGUGGAAGAGUGCUCACCCAGUCACUUCAAGUGCCGUUCUGGAAGGUGUGUCUUGGCCUCCAGAAGAUGUGAUGGCCAGGCUGACUGUGAAGAUGAUAGUGACGAGGACAACUGUGGUUGUGGAGAAAGGGGUCUUUGGGAAUGUCCAUCAAACAAGCUGUGUAUCCAGCACGCCAUGAUCUGUGACGGCUUUCCAGAUUGUCCUGACAAGGUGGAUGAAAAGAACUGCUCAGCAUUUUGCAAGGUGGAUGAGCUUGAAUGUGCCAGUCAUGAUUGUGUGCCAAGUGAGCUGUGGUGCGAUGGGCAGCUAGACUGCAUGGACAACUCAGAUGAAUGGAACUGUGUGACCCUAUCUAAAAACGCAAGCUCUUUGGCAUUCCUGACUAUUCACAGGUCAGCUACUGACUACCAUGUUUGUGCUGAUGAGUGGCAAGAAAAGUUAAGCCAACUGGCCUGCAAUCAAAUGGGUUUAGGGGGGCCGUCUGCAACAAAAAUUGUACGAGAAAAUGAGCAACUACACCAUCAAAAGUGGCUGAAUCUGCACUCUGACUGGAAGAAUAAAAAUGCAUCCACGUUACCUGCCCUGCUAGUGAAAGGGCAGUCAUGUCAAAGCAGAAGUAAAGUGUCCCUUCUCUGUAGCAAAAAAGAUUGUGGCCGUCGCCCUGCAGCUCGCAUGAGCAAGAGGAUCCUUGGCGGCAGGACUAGUCGUCCAGGACGGUGGCCGUGGCAGUGCUCUCUGCAGAGUGAACCAAUUGGGCACAUAUGUGGCUGUGUUUUGAUUGCAAACAAAUGGGUUUUGACGGUAGCACACUGCUUUGAGGGGGAGACAAACACUAGUCAACAGAAUUUCCUCUUAAUGCUGUUUAUCGAUUGCUGGACUCUUUCUAUAGUUUUGGAAGAACUUCUUUGGAGAGAAAAUGCUGCAGUCUGGAAAGUGGUGUUUGGUAUAAACAAUCUGGAUCAUCCAUCAAUCUUCAUGCAGACCCGACUGGUGAAGACUAUUAUCUUGCAUCCACGCUAUAACAGAGCAGUAGUUGACUAUGAUAUCAGCAUCGUAGAACUAAAUGAAGAUAUCAACGAGACAAGUUAUGUAAGGCCAGUCUGCUUACCCAGCAGGGAGCAGUUGGUUGAGCCAGAUACCUACUGCUACAUCACAGGCUGGGGACACAUGGGCAACAAAAAUUUUUUUUCAGUGCCUUUUAAACUUCAAGAAGGAGAAGUUCGUAUUAUUUCCCUAGAACAAUGCCAGUCAUACUUUGACAUGAAGACCAUCACCAGCAGGAUGUUAUGUGCAGGGUAUGAGUCUGGAACUGUGGACUCUUGCAUGGGCGACAGUGGAGGACCUCUCGUUUGUGAGCAGCCUGCAGGACGCUGGACAUUGUUUGGUUUAACCUCAUGGGGCUCCGUCUGCUUUUCCAAAGUUUUGGGACCUGGAGUUUAUAGCAACGUGUCACACUUCACUGAAUGGAUUGAAAGACAAAUAUACAUUCACACCUUUCUACUAAACUAAUGCCAGAAGCUGACACACAAGAGGCAAAGAUCAAUGGCCUUUAAACAUUGAAGAUUGUGCAAUCACAAUUCUUAAGAAGAAGUUGCAAGCUCUGUGUUGUUGAUGGGGAGGUAUGGAAAAUGCAGCAUAAAUAAAUUGAUUAAACUCUCUGCCCCUGGCGAUACGUUGGGGCACAACACUAUUUUUGUAAUCCUUUUGACUUUUCCUUUAGCUGUAUUGUGUGCAUUCCAAGCACCACACAAGGCUUAAAGGAAGAAUCAGCCAAUCUUCUGCCUUUCAGACAUUUAAAUUAAGCUGUAGCACAGACUUAGUAAAACUAUAAAACUUUUUAGGAAAAAUAAACAGUAGCACACACAGUUUUAGCCUACAAUUCUUGGAGUGAAGAAUAAAAUCAAUACAUUCUCAAAGAUGACACUGAGGUCUAUAUUAAAAUUAGCCCUUCUCUGCUACCUCGAGUUUGCUCCCAUGUUAGCAUAGCAGGGCCUUGUCAGAAAUACAACCAUCAUGGGAGAAUGUGUAGUUCUUUGCAACUGAUAAGUGGAUGGUUUAGAUACUGUCACACUACAAUUAAGCCACAUAGUUCAGACUACUGUUAAGUGAAACAUUUACCUCUACAAUUCAAUACCUUCUGUUUUGAUUAACCUAAUGUAACCUGUACCAGAUAGUGUCCUAUAGAAACAGUCACAGUAUUCAUAAAAGUAGUUUAAAAGUCCAAAACACUUAAUAUUUAAGUCACUGUUGCAUUGCAGUUUCACCUAGUGACAUGACAGUAUGUUUCAUUGUAUAUUAUGGGCUUAGGGGACAGCAAAAUAACUCUCCCCAACCUCUAAAUAUUACAGCUGCAUCCAAAUUUCUCUAGUUCAGGGCUGCAUCUAACUCAUGCAAGAUAAGAUAGAUUGUCGACAUCCUAAUCUCAAAUGCAAAAAGGUGUGGAAAUUACAACUUCCAGUAGCCCAGGCUCCAUCUUUCUCUGUAGGACCAGGUCCUCAGCUGGUGUAACCAGGUGUAGCUCAGUUAAAGUCAAAGGAACCAUAUUGAUAUAAACCAUCUGAAGCUCUGGCCCUUAAUAGAGUGGAGCUGGGUUCUGAAAUACAGGAUUUUUAGGGAGUUUUGUUUUCAGUAUUAGGAAAAAAAAUUGAAAAAA